This is a messenger RNA of Rattus norvegicus (Norway rat), 2775 nucleotides long. The record is from RefSeq and is a predicted model, not a curated record. Lineage: Eukaryota; Metazoa; Chordata; Mammalia; Rodentia; Muridae.
UUGAAGUGUUUUCCUUUGCUAAAGAGGGUAAUUGGCAGCGUCCUCUGCAAGAGUCGAAUUCCCAACCUCGUUGCAAUGUCUGUGCCAACCCAGAUGGUUGAGGAGUUAAAAAACCAUCCGGGGCUAGGAAUGAAGCCAGAAUCUGGCACCCUCCAGAGAAGAGCUGGGCUCGGAGCUGACAGAUGAGAACCUGGCAGUGAAGCCAAGAGGUGGGUCCCAGCUGCCUCCUAUCAUGUUGACCUUUGGCCUCAGUACCCUCUGACGAGGGUGAUGGGUGGGGCUAUACAUAAUGGCACAUCCUUCUUCCUCAGCAUUCAGUCUGCUCUGGCUAUGGAGGGCGGGGACCAUAGAAUUCUCUAUGCUGAAGACAUAGGUUAGCCCUAUCCUCUCCCACAUAGAGGUGCUGGAGGAAGAGGCUGAGGGGGGACUCGUGCAAGGGCAAGGGCAGAGACCCAGCCUGUGGAGGAAGAGUGUGGCUGGGGCCCCAUAAAAGACCUGCGUGUCCUUGAGGUUCUUCUACCCAGAAUUCCCUAAGAGGUCCAAGGACAGAGGACGACAUGGACUGUCUUCCGGACUCAGGCCGUGGCCUCAUUCCUGCCUGGAAGACGCUUCUACUAACAGGUGCCCUGCUUGCCUCCUGCACCUGCUCUGCCACCUCCAAGCCACCCCACUUGGAAGGAGCUGGCCCCCACCUGCCUGACCCCAGAGCCCCUGAAGGAGUUCUCAGCACUUCUUGGUUCCGAGAGUUUGAAGCCCAGCCGCCAGCCUUGUCCCCUCUCAAGGGCCUCCGGGGACUUUCUCACACUAGCCAAGAGGUGCUACACACUGAAGACAGCUUGGUCAUCAGGGAUGUGUCAGCUCAAAACUCAGAGAGCCACGCUGAGGUUCUGGACGCCGUCAGGUCCCAUAGGACUGAAGUCAAGAACAGCGCCAGCCUGGUCCCACUGGUGACCUUCCCAGAGGCUUUGAAGGGCACAGUCUACAGUGACCUUAACUACUCUGUGAUCCUGCAGUGGAGGGCGAUCAUGGACCCAGAGCCUAUCCUGAGGUGGACCUUCAAUGGGAAGCCAUGCGGGACUGGGGACAAGCUAUUUAUCCGGCGACUGUCCCAAAAUCAGCUGGGCACGUAUCUGUGUAUAGCCAAGAACACAAACGAAGAGCUGGUAUCUGAGCCAGUGACCGUCUCCUUGAGCCAAGACAAUGUGGCUCCCACAGUUCCGGAUCCCACAGUUGCCUAUCCCACGACGUCAAACGACUACAUGGCGCUCUCAGGAGGACCCGCCAUCGUCCUCAUCGUAGCAGCCACACUGGGAGGCCUAGCACUGAUCGGAGCUAGCUGCUUCUAUUUAGUUCGGGAAAUUAAGAACACAUAGAGAUAAGGAAUGUGCAGCUGAGCCAUGAGCGCAUAAAUCUCUACCCAAAGCCGAUCCCAGGACAGGAGUCUCAGAAAAGGACAUGGCCCUCGUCAAGCUCCUCUUCCCUCCCAGUUGUCCCCAUGAUGUCCCCAGCUAAACAAAGCAUUUUCUGUCCUCCUGCCCACCGCCAGCAACCCAUCUUCACAGCCCACCUACUCCUGGAACACUGUCUCUAUUCUUCAGCCUCACCAAACAAAAGAAACUUCUUGGCUUAGCUGAAGGGAGGAGUGGGGUAACGGAGGAAGAAUUUAACAGAAGUCAUGAAGAUUUCCCAGAGUCCUAGCGUGUAUCUGUCAGCCUCCGCAUGGUAAUAAAUUGCCUCUGGAACUCAGCAGCGUGAAACAACAGUCAUUUGUGCAGAUUGUAAUUCUGAGGCUUGGGCUGCAAGUAGGGCUCGGCAGGAGGGGGCUUGCUGCAGCAUCUGUGGUCCAGUGGCUGUCUGGAGGGGUAGCAUCAGUGGGGACAGCUGGCACUCCUUGGUGUCCUCUCUCAAGCUCAGAAAGGCAGACCUCAACUGGUCAAGGCCUCUGGCUCAGAAAGAAGACCAUCAUUGUCUCCCCAUUGGUUGGAGGGAGUCACGUGGCCGGCCCAGUUCCAGAGGUGGAGGAGUUGGCUCCGCCUCUUCCUGCUCUCAAUUCCCUCCUUAUUACAAACUUGCUUUCCAGGAAUUCACACUCUGUGUCUUCUUCACGGUCCCCUCCCUCUUUUCUCCUCUCUCUUUGCAUUAUCCCAAAUUUCUGUCCCUGGGAGUUGACCAACUCAGCCAGCUGAUGGGCUUACUUACGACAUGCAGCAUCUGUUGGAGUGACGUUUUUGUACAUUGUGUGAAGACGUGUCUCUGUCCUUCUUUGCCUGCCCAAGGCGCCUUCUGAUUGGUUAAAGUAAAAAGCCUAUGGCCUGUAGCAAAAGGCAGGAUCGUAAGAUGGGACAUCCGGCAGAAAGGAAAGAAACUAACUCUGGGGAAGAGAGAAGCGCCAGAGAUUUGCCACCCAGACUCAAGAAGUCGGACAAAAGAAACUGAGGAGAGAUAACCAGCCAAGUGGCAGACAUAGCGUGGUAAAACGAAGUUUGGAGCUAGUUGGGGAGCAAGCCUAGUAUAAGGCCUGGCAUUUACUGGUAAACACAAGUCUCUGUGUCGUUACUCUAUCCGGAAGCUGGGGCGGGCAUAGAAAAGCCAGAAUGGUUACAGACGCACUGGUUUCCUGCUGGGAUGUGGCACAGGAACACCGAAUGCUGUCACAAAUCCUGGGGCGGCAGAGGACGUAUUGCUUUGCCUUGUAAGUUGAACCGAGCACAGAAUAUUUCUUCUGAGUGUACAACUUGUUCUUGCUUACUUUCUAAAUAAAAAAACUAGAUCGCC